AAAGUAAUCCAUAACCAUAUGCGUUCCAUCAGCGCAUUUUUGCAGCUUACUUUGUAAAUACAGUGUACAUAGAAUAUGAGCACACAAACUCGUAACAGCGGCGGCAGUCGCAAUCAGAAGAAAUCAAAUUCUGGCGGCGGAGGAGGCGGUGGAGACUCAGUUUCACAGACUUCACACAAGAAGACGGAUAAUUCAAAGACAGAAAAGGAGAAAUCUCAUCCAAAGCCAACAGCAGAACAGUUACGUAUUGCCCAAAUUACCAACAGCAAUACAUCUGAAGAUCCACAGAUGCGUGAAAAGGUCGCCACACUUAUAGAGAUGACACAAAGAUCCGAGGAGGAGGUCUGUUGUGCACUGUAUGAAUGUGACAACAAUUUGGAAAAUGCAGUACUGUUCCUAUUGGAAACACUGCCAGUGGGAGCAUUUGAAACAUCUUCUAAGAAGAAAAAGAAUAAAGCUGCAAAUGCUGCACAGGAUAAUAGUGCGGGCGGGGGUGAUGGGGACUGGGCCGAUGGCAAUGCCAAUACGGACAAGCGUGAAAAAUCACGUAAUCGUAACAGUAGUAAUCGUGGUGGACGAGCCGGAUCCGACAGUCGUGGAUGGCGUGGCAGAGAGGCCCGUGAAAAUGAACGCAAUGCCAGAGGAGGUGGUGGCGAUCGCGAUGAUCGUAAUAACGACAAUUACCGUGGCGGCCAACGUGGUGUUGGUGGUGGCGCCGGCGGUGAUAAUCGUCGUGGUGUUGGUGGUGGCCGCGGUGGCGGCUAUGUUGGUCGUGGUGGCCGAGGAGGCGGCCGUAUGGGCGGUAAUCGCGGCGCUGGUGGUCGUGGAGAUCGCAGCGGUGGCGGUUACAAUUCCCGCUACAACAACACCAAUGACGAUCACCAAGAGGUGGAAUUAUGGGACAAUACUAUUGCCCAAAAUGCAGAAAAGCAACAACAACAGAGCCAGGACGACGCAUGGGGUGACUGGGAUAAUGAGGAGUACGUUGGUUCCCUAAAGGACAGCAAGGUGUUCACAACCAGCAAUCUGCCGAAUCAAACGGCAGCCAGUGUUCUAAGCAGCGGUCUGGCUGGCAGUGGUGGCGGCACUGUCAGUGGCAGCACGUCGAGUACAACAGCGGGUGUUUCCGGCCAGGAGAUAUCUUCGCAACAACAGGGACUGGAUCAUCAUCAUCUUGGCACAUCGGUGAUCGGCAGCAGUUCAUUGCAGGCCCAAUCACAAGGAUCUCAUUUGAAUACUUUAGUGGGUAGUAAUGUCGUUAGUUCUGGCCUUGACGAUAACACGACCAGUAAUCUGUCGACACCGAUUAUGCAGUAUAGUGCCGCAGUCAGUAGUACGCCGCAGAUUCAACAGCAGCAGCAACAACAACAGCAGCAGCAACAACAGUCGUCAGCUGUUGGUGGUGGUAGUUCGUUAAGUGGUAGCGGCGGCACCAGCAGUAUCAGUGGAACCUUGGGCAAUUCACAAUACGGCAGUGCCGUUGAUAGUUUCUCGAAUGCAGCAACCGCAGCAGCAAAUUUGGUGCAACAGGUUCAGCAACAGCAUCUCGAACAACAGAUGAAAUCAUCGACCACAUUGUCGGUAGAACAAUCACAGUAUUUCAAUUCAUUGACGUCGCAGAAUACUGCUGGACAGUCUGUGGUGGGUGGCAGUGUGCCGCAACAACAGCAGCAAAUGGCCUCAUACGGCCAGAAUCCAAGUAGUGUGCAAUAUGCGACCUCGUAUGCCAAUGUGUUUGGAACGGGCACCACCAGUACUGGCAGUUCGGCGAUAACAAAUGAUUCCACAUCGCAGAUACAGAGUGGUCAACAGCCGCAGGUGCGUCGAGCACGUGCUAAACUUCCGCCACCCUCCAAGAUACCUUCAAGUGCUGUCGAAAUGCCUGGCGAUUCAUUGAACAAUAUGGGCUAUAUCGAUGUUCAAUUCGGUGGCUUGGACUUUGGUACAGAUGAUUCAUUCGAGAAUCUCUCCGAGAAGUUCAACACCUCGGUUACAUUGGAUAGCCAACAAUCUCAGCAACAGCAGCAACAACAACAACAGCAGCAGCAACAACAGCAAGUCCAACAGAAAUCGUUGGUGCAAUCGCCACAAGAUGUUAGUGCUUCAGCCUAUGACCAGAGUAAAACAUUAACACAACAGCUACAUCAACAAGCGUUGACAGCUGGUUUGCCCAAUUCGCAUUUGGUGACUGAUUCCCUAACCGCUGCUGGUUACACCCAACGUUCUGCAACGCAACAGCAGCCACAACAGACACAACAAAUCUCCAGUGUCAGUGGUUCAACGGCCCAAGGUGUUAGCUCCAGUGGCACCAAUGCUUUGGAUCAAUUGACCAAAAGUGAACCUUACCAACAGAACACCACGUCAGCUGCUGCUGCUUAUCAAAGCUCAUACCAAAGCAGUGCCAAUGUUGCAAACAAAACAGGCGUGGCAAAUGCUUAUCAGCCUUCGGUAGCCUCCCAGGGUUACAGUAAUUCAGCGUAUGGAAAUGUUCAGUCAUCGGUUGCAAAUUCAUAUCAACCACAGGCAUAUGGCUCGUAUCAACAAAAUUCAAUGGCUUCAUACCAACAGCAACAGUCUGCCACUCAAGCUGCCCAGAGUGCUUCCAAUGUUAGCGGAGGUUCUGUGGCAAGUGUGGGCGGUGGUGUUUCAAAUUCGACACAAAACAUUCCUUCUGUUGGUGGCAACAGUAACAGUAGUGCAACAGCAAACACAAAUUCCAGUUAUUUGUCAUCUGCAUAUGGAUCACAGCAAAAUGCUUACCAGUCAAGCCAAAGUGUUUAUGGCACAACUGGUUUAUCAAAUAGUUCAGGGUACACUGGCAGCACGAACACUUCAUCGUCUCAGUAUAGUAACUUUAGUACUAGUGCAAAAUUGAAGGAUCCCACCUCUACAUCAUCAAAUACAACUCAUUACGAAAGUGUAUCCUCUAGUAAUGCCAUUAGCAGCAACAGUGGUACAUCUGUAAAUUCCGUUUCAAGUGGUGUCAAUUCCAAUAAUGCCGUGACAAACAGUAUGAUUUCAUCCACUUUGGGUGCAUUAACAAGCAAUACCAAUGUUAAUAAUCCUUCUUCUCUAGCUAACAACAAUGCCAAUAACAGCAGCUCAAAUAGCAGUUCUGCACAAAAUGCCACAUCAAAUGUGGUAUCACAGACUGCUGGCGGCAGCAGUGGCGUUGGCGGUGUUGGCAGCGGUGUGGUGAAUAGCAGCAAUAACAGCAGCAGUAAUGUUGUUAAUGCCAACAGCAGCAGCAGUGGCGGCGUUGGCACAUCGUCCGGUGUUGUCAGUGGUAGCGCAUCAUCGGCCGCCGUGGCAGCUGCAUCAUCGAGUGGUGGUGUAUCGUCGGCGACGAAUAAGACUGGUAGUGGUGGUGUAACGGGUAGUAGUGGUGGUGGUGCACCCACUGGUGGUAGUGGCGGAGCUGGUAGUGGAAUGGUACCCAACAUCCAAAUGGUUAGUCAAUAUAUUCAGACUUCAUUGCCAUACUAUCAGCAACCAGUUUAUUCUUACGAGGAUUUACAAAUGAUGCAACAGAGAGUGCCACAUGUGCAAGGUUAUUAUGACUUGAACUACACACCUACAAGUCUAGGAGCUGGUCGCGACAAUUUGGGCUCUGUGGCCUAUUCCACCAUGACUGAUGGCCGCUUUACCAGAACUGACAAUAAUUCCAGUCCUGUUAGUAAUGUUUCAAGUACAAUGUCACAACAAGCCGGUUCCAGUGGACCCAUGCUUAAUGUUCCUUACGCUUAUUUCUAUGGCGGUAAUGUUAUGCCCGGUAGUUUUCAAUAUGGCACUCCUGCUAUUUAUCCGCAAAUUCCUGCUGCUAAUACAGCAUCUGGUGGUCAAUUCCCCAAACCUUCAUAUAACACAGGCUAUGGUUCUACGAACUAUGAUGCACUAUCACAGGCCUCUCAAGACUAUAGCAACAAAACCUACCCUUCGAGUGUUAAUCAGCCCACAAAGUCCCAAAAUGUAACAAAUCCUCCACAAGCUGGAACAGCAUCGGAUAUUACAUCGUCUAUGUAUGGCAAGACCCAUGUAGCACUUAAUAAGGUCAAUUCGUACGAGAAACAGAAUUUCCAUUCGGGUACACCACCACCAUUUAAUAUGGCAAAUACCCAAACAGCUGGCGGCACCUCAGCCCAACCCUAUGGCAUGUAUUUACCCACAAUGCCUGCUGCAGCAGGUCAUCAUAUGAUUCAUCCCCAAAUUCAUCAGAUGGACGGCAGGAUUCACAAUUCAUCCCGCCGGGACUCGAACAGUACUGGUCAACGUCAACCCACAAGUAGCCAAUCAAAAUCGGCUACAAAACAAGGAUAUUCACCAUCCUAUUGGACUGGUCAGAAUUAAGAUCAUCAUCUCUUUUUUGUUU
This is a messenger RNA of Musca vetustissima, 4369 nucleotides long. It is a transcript of the gene lig, whose product is annotated as protein lingerer. Lineage: Eukaryota; Metazoa; Arthropoda; Insecta; Diptera; Muscidae. Bases 76 to 4347 code for a protein of 1423 amino acids. The transcript has 17 exons. Gene Ontology annotation, cellular component: cytoplasm; nucleus. The record is from RefSeq and is a predicted model, not a curated record. Gene Ontology annotation, molecular function: protein binding.